GAGGAACUGCCACCGCCUCCCCCCCAGCUGGAUCCAGUGGCCGAGCCCGCACAGCGCCGAGAAGCAGCAGCAGCAACAACAGUAAGACAAGGAGCAGGAAGGCGAGGAAGGAGGAGCGAGAUGCUGCUGCCAGUCCUGGGGACUAGGAUCCCCCGGGCUCUCUGAUUUCACUCUCUGCGCUUUAUGGAGCGGGCUCUCUGACCCCCUGUGGGCCGCUCUGUGUGACCGGGGGGCUCCCAUGGGAUUGGCCUAGAAGAGGGGACAAGAGACAGUGUUGUGGUUUGCUGCUGGGCUCUCCCCUCCAUUCCCAGGAUAUGAGACUUGAAAGAGGACGAUGCAUACAGGAGGAGAGACUUCAGCAUGCAAACCAUCAUCUGUCCGGCUUGCACCAUCCUUUUCAUUCCAUGCUGCCGGCCUUCAGAUGGCUGGACAAAUGUCCCAUUCACAUCAGCAGUACAGUGACCGCCAUCAGCAGAACCUAAACGACCAACAAGCAUCUGCCUUACCAUACAAUGACCAGACUCCGCAACCGUUGCCUAACCAGCGGCGGAUGCCACAAACAUUUCGCGAUCCAGCCACAGCACCAUUGAGAAAACUGUCAGUUGACUUGAUCAAAACAUACAAACAUAUUAAUGAGGUCUACUAUGCAAAAAAGAAACGGCGGCAUCAGCAAGGACAAGGGGAUGACUCCAGUCAUAAGAAGGAGAGGAAGGUUUACAAUGAUGGCUAUGAUGAUGACAACUACGACUAUAUUGUUAAAAAUGGUGAAAAAUGGAUGGAUAGAUAUGAAAUCGAUUCUUUAAUUGGCAAAGGGUCAUUCGGCCAGGUUGUAAAGGCAUAUGAUCGCGUGGAGCAAGAGUGGGUGGCGAUUAAAAUUAUAAAGAACAAGAAAGCUUUCUUAAACCAAGCCCAAAUUGAAGUCCGGCUUCUCGAGCUGAUGAACAAACAUGACACGGAAAUGAAGUACUAUAUCGUGCAUUUAAAGCGGCAUUUUAUGUUCAGAAACCACCUUUGUUUAGUGUUUGAAAUGCUCUCGUACAACCUCUACGAUUUACUGCGCAACACCAAUUUCCGUGGCGUUUCUCUCAACCUGACACGAAAGUUUGCACAGCAGAUGUGCACUGCACUACUCUUCCUGGCAACUCCAGAACUUAGUAUCAUUCACUGUGACCUGAAGCCCGAGAAUAUCUUGCUUUGUAACCCAAAACGAAGCGCUAUUAAGAUUGUUGACUUUGGAAGCUCGUGCCAACUUGGGCAAAGGAUUUACCAGUAUAUUCAAAGUCGCUUCUAUCGGUCUCCUGAGGUUUUACUAGGAACGCCUUAUGACCUGGCAAUUGACAUGUGGUCCCUUGGGUGCAUUUUGGUAGAAAUGCAUACUGGAGAACCCCUGUUCAGUGGAGCCAAUGAGGUCGAUCAAAUGAGUAAAAUUGUGGAAGUUUUAGGAAUACCACCUGCCCACAUUCUUGACCAAGCACCAAAAGCUAGAAAGUUCUUUGAGAAGAUGCCAGAGGGCACUUGGAACUUAAAGAAGACCAAAGAUGGGAAAAAGGAGUACAAACCACCGGGAACCCGAAAACUUCACAACAUACUUGGAGUAGAAAAUGGAGGACCGGGUGGCCGCCGUGCUGGGGAAUCAGGUCAUACUGUAGCGGACUACUUGAAGUUUAAAGACGUCAUUUUAAGGAUGUUGGAUUAUGAUGCCAAGACCCGUAUCCAACCAUAUUAUGCUCUGCAACAUAGUUUCUUUAAGAAAACUGCUGACGAAGGUACAAACACAAGUAACAGUGUAUCAACGAGUCCAGCAAUGGAGCAGUCGCAGUCGUCAGGAACCACCUCUAGCACAUCAUCUAGUUCAGGUGGCUCAUCUGGUACAAGCAACAGUGGAAGAGCAAGGUCUGACCCUACACAUCAACAUCGACACAGUGGUGGCCAUUUUACAACGGCUGUGGCUAUGGAUUGUGAGACACACAGUCCUCAGGUUCGACAGCAGUUUCCUCCUGGUUGGACAGUCCCUGAAGCUCCUACGCAGGUCACCAUUGAAACACACCCCGUGCAAGAAACUACAUUUCACGUACCCCCUUCCCAGAAAAAUGUACCGCAUCACCAUGGGAAUGGCUCCCACCAUCAUCAUCACCACCACCAUCACCACCAUGGACAGCAUAUCUUGAGUAACAGGACGAGGACCAGGAUCUACAAUUCUCCAUCAACUAGCUCCUCCACCCAGGAUUCUAUGGAUAUUGGUAAUAGCCACCACUCCAUGACAUCCUUGUCUUCCUCAACUACUUCUUCCUCAACAUCUUCCUCUUCUACUGGCAACCAAGGCAAUCAGGCCUACCAAAAUCGUCCUGUGGCUGCUAACACCUUGGACUUUGGACAGAAUGGAACUUUGGAUGUUAAUUUAACUGUCUAUUCAAAUCCUCGCCAAGAGACUGGCAUCACUGGACAUCCAGAUUACCAAUAUUCUGCAAAUACAGGCCCUGGCCAUUACGUAACGGAAGGACAAUUAACGAUGAGGCAAGGGAUUGACCGAGAAGACUCUCCCAUGACAGGAGUUUGUGUUCAGCAGAGUCCUGUGGCAAGCUCGUGACUAAAUUCAAUCUAGGUUUGUUUUUGUGUGUGGGUUUGUUUUUCUUUUGUUUUCUUUGUUUUUAGAAGGUUUUUUGUUUUUUUUCAAAAAAAGAAAAAAACAAAAGCAAAAACAAACAAAAAAAAAAAAGUGCAAAAGCUGCUUUAAUCAGAAGGAGAUAAACACACUUUAAACCGCUACAACAGGGAAAAGCUGACUAUUUUUUUAAACUUGAAACGAUCGCAAAGGGACAAUGAAGUGAAACGAUUUUUAUUUUUUUAACGAGCUCUUUCCAAACACACCUUAUUGGAUAGCUCCGAGGUAAUUUCCUCUCCUUUUUUGCUUCCCCCCUCCCCUCCCACCAUUUAACUCUGUACACUCGUAUCAUAAUAAUUUUAUAAAAUGAUAUAUAUAUGUAUUUGUAUAUACAUAUAUAUUUAUAUAUUUUAACCAUAGUAAGUUAUACUGAAUAUAGUCAGUUGCCAACAUGAUAAAAAAAGCAACAUUAUCAAAAA
This is a messenger RNA of Xenopus laevis (African clawed frog), 3081 nucleotides long. It is a transcript of the gene dyrk1a.S, whose product is annotated as dual specificity tyrosine-(Y)-phosphorylation regulated kinase 1A S homeolog. The record is from RefSeq and is marked provisional. Gene Ontology annotation, biological process: regulation of transcription by RNA polymerase II. Lineage: Eukaryota; Metazoa; Chordata; Amphibia; Anura; Pipidae. Gene Ontology annotation, molecular function: protein kinase activity; RNA polymerase II CTD heptapeptide repeat kinase activity; protein tyrosine kinase activity. Gene Ontology annotation, cellular component: nucleus; nuclear speck.